CUGCGAACGCUCUCCUCCAUCAAGCCCGUUGCCCCCCAUCCGCAUCUCUCUGUCAUUAUGAGCUCAUCGGAAAGCAGCGCCGCAUCCCCGACCUCGUCUGUCGUCACUGUCCGUCUGCCGAGCGGCAGCAAGCUCGAGGUUCUGGCCGACCCGCUGUCCACCACUGUUCUGCAGCUCAAGGAAAAGAUCGCCGUCCUGGGCAACAUUCCCGCAGCCGAGUCGAGACUGGUGUUUGCCGGGCGAAUCAUGUCGGACGACUCGAGUCUGCUCUCCGAAUAUGGCAUCAAGGACCGGGGCGACAUCAUCAAUCUCGCGCGCAAGGCCAGCAACAGCCUGACGGCUCCCUCGGCCGCCUCGCCCGCUUCCUCGGUCGUCCCGACUCCGGCCACGGCCCAGGCGUCCAGCCCGUUCGGAAACAUGAGAGAAAUGAUGAACAACCCGCUGAUCCAAUCGCUGCUCGACAACCCGACUUUUAUGGAGUCGAUCCUGCAAAGCGAUCCUCGGCUCCGGCAAAUGUCCGAGCGAAAUCCAGAGGUGGCGCGAAUGAUGCGUGACCCACAGUUUCUGCGACAAAUGUCAGAGACGAUGCGGAACCCGGCACUGAUGCAGGAGAUGAUGCGCAAUCACGACCGACAGCUCAGCAACAUCGAAGCCAUCCCCGGAGGCUUCAACUACCUUUCCAGCAUGUACCACGAGAUGGAGGAGCCCGGCGACACAGCUGCCGCGACAAGAGAUUCUGAGGAGGCGAACCGACGUAUGGCGGAGGCUCUUGGCGUGAGCCAGACUCAUGCCUCCAGCGGACCCAACGAUCAGCCCCUCCCGAACCCGUGGGCCCCAACAAGACCGGCAACCGCUCGCAAUGCGACUACGCCUGCCAGCCAACCUGUGCCCGCCGCCCAAGCACCAUCCCUUGGCAUGCCGUUUGCUUUCCCGUUCGGCGCACCGGCCUCGUCUGCCGGAGCGACCACUCCUGGUCAGGCUGCGGCGGCUGGCAGCGUUGAUGAGCAGCAGAUUCUUCGCCAGCUGGAGCUGCUCAACCUGGUCCUGGGCGGAUCGUCGCGAACGGGGCCCUCAGCACCCUCAGCGCCCUCUACAACAGCGGCAACGACGACGACUCCAACCACAACCCCGACUUUUGCGGCACCCACCACAACGACACCGGCCGCAUCGGCUCUGCCGACGACUCCCCAGACUACUCCGUUCCCUGGAGCCUGGGGCGCCCCGUGGAUGAUGGGGCCGGGUGCCAAUGCCAAUGCUGACCCAGCCGCGCUCCAGCGCCAAUUGGAGACGCUCCAGUUGCUCUUUGGCGGAGGAGCGCUGGGCAGCCCCUAUGGUGGGGGCUUUGGCGGAUUCCCAGUCUAUCCCAAUGCCGCUGGAGUCGCGGCUAUGACGCCAACGGCCGGCAGCCCAGGUGGAACGGCCCCGGCAUCUACAGUCACAAGCGCCGAACGGCACCAGCAACUGAAGGAGCAGCACCGUCCUCAGCUCGAUAUGCUGAAGGACAUGGGCUUUGACGACGAGGAAAAGUGCCUGAAGGCACUCCUGGCAUCGGGCGGAAACGUUGAUGCCGCUGUGGGAUACAUGCUCGACAUGUAGAAACUGGUGGUGCCGCGGUCGCCGAUGGGAUCAGGCAGGCACACUGGCGGGGUGUGCUAUGAAUACAUAUUGGCGCACUGGACAUGAUCCGCCACAAACUGAAGUGGUCUGAUGGGGAUGCAUGAA
Messenger RNA from Polychytrium aggregatum, 1722 nucleotides. RefSeq lists its product as uncharacterized. The coding region runs from base 58 to 1596 and encodes 512 amino acids. Gene Ontology annotation, biological process: ubiquitin-dependent protein catabolic process. NCBI's taxonomy places the organism in Eukaryota, Fungi, Chytridiomycota, Chytridiomycetes, Polychytriales. Gene Ontology annotation, cellular component: cytosol. The transcript has 7 exons. The record is from RefSeq and is a predicted model, not a curated record. Gene Ontology annotation, molecular function: polyubiquitin modification-dependent protein binding.